GUAAUUGAAAAAAAAAAAGAAAAUAAUUUGUUGAGACUAUUCUUACUUCAAAAGUAUGGUUGUGGACUUUGAUAAGCAUCAACACGCCUGAACCCUCAACACAUUACCUGUAACGUUCUAAGACUACCAGAAAACACGAAAAUGCCGAAGUUCAAACUCCACGAGCUCCGUGAAAUCAACGAGAUGUACCAGGACUUUGGCCAGAUGACCACCAUGCAUGGCAUUAAAAGGGCCGCGGUCAGCAAACAGCUGUGGAUCAAACUAAUCUGGACAGGGCUGGUCAUCGCGGCCUUGAGCUACGCCUUUUACCAGAUUAGCCAGACGGUCAACACGUACUACAGCUACCCCUCCUCCAUAGGGCUGUCUAUAGAAGCUGACCAUGAGCUGGAACUUCCGGCUGUCACCAUUUGUAACUUGAACAGGAUUCGUGUAUCGAAGGCAGAUUUCUUGCAGUCGCAUUUUGAAGAGUGGAAAAUGAACAAUCUCACAGUACCACAGCAGAUGCAGAAACUGAGCAUAGCCCUCCACAAUUAUUCCAGAGAGAGCAAAGAAGAACUCGGCCACAAAGUCUCAGACAUGAUGCUCAGCUGUUUAUUCAACUCCGAUGCCUGUAAUGCUUCAGAUUUCAAACUUGACACGUUCAUCAACAACGGUAACUGUUAUACGUUCGGGGAUAAGACAGUGAACAAUUCAAAAUCUUGGUUCGUGACCAAGGCAGGACCAGCCAACGGCCUGAUUAUCGAGCUGGACAUCGAGCAGGACGAGUACCUGCCCAUCACCGAAUCAGCUGGGAUAAAGGUCUUGUUACAUUCUGGCUCUGAGAUCGUCUUCCCUGAUAACAGUGGCAUCCUGGCAGCGCCGGGCUUUGUUACUAGUAUUGGCAUUAGGAGGUCUGAAACAUCCCUCCUCCCGGCACCGUAUGGAAACUGCAUCAGCCAAUCAAACGUAUCCAACGAAAUCAAGAACCUCUACAAAAAUAUGGGCUACGACUACACCAAAGACGCCUGUCUACGGACCUGCUUGCAGAUUAAAAUUCACGAUUCUUGCGACUGUAUUGAAACAGACGUGGCGAACAUAAUCCAAGUCCUCAACGACAGAUCAGUCUUGGAUCUGGCGCCGAAUGAAACUCUUCAGAUCUGCAACACUACACAUACAGAGUGUGUCACAGGUGUAGAAGAGCAGUUCCAGAAACGUCUUCUCGGAUGUGAAGACAUAUGUCUGCCUGUCUGUGAGCAAAUCGGUUACUUGACCACGGUGUCCACGGCGACGUGGCCAGCUAAACGCUACAUGGAGAACUACAUCCAGUUUGUCAACAACUCAGCCACAGCCAACAACAAAACCUACAACUGGACAGGCGAGCCGCGACAACACGCCCUCGACAACUUCCUCCGUUUAGAGAUCUACUACGAGACUCUCCGCUACGAGUCGUUCGCUUCAUCCCCGACCUUCGACUGGAACAGUCUCCUAGGCAACAUCGGCGGUCAACUGGGGCUCUGGUUGGGGUUCUCGGUCCUCACAGCUAUCGAAGUCUGCCAGUUUAUUCUUGAAGUUAGCGUCCACGUUGGCAGGAUAUACUACAGAAAACACAGAAAAUCCAAAAAUACCGAAGAACAAAACGAAAAUUCCACCGACAGAAGACUUAGUAGUGCGUUUGCCCCUACACUGACACAAGAAGAUCGUAAAGCCAGUGUCGCCUUUGCUAACAGUACUAGGAGUGAGAGAAGGACCAGCGUACCUUUCGGACUGGCGCCACCAAAACAAGAAACAAGGAGAGCCAGUCUAGCGGUGCCGUACUUCGAGUAUGAGAGGAGGCCGAGUUUUGAUUUUGUGCACAUAGAAGAAGUGGCUUAA
Molecule: messenger RNA, 1851 nt
Organism: Physella acuta
Lineage: Eukaryota; Metazoa; Mollusca; Gastropoda; Physidae
Product: amiloride-sensitive sodium channel subunit gamma-like
Biological process (GO): sodium ion transmembrane transport
Cellular component (GO): plasma membrane
Molecular function (GO): ligand-gated sodium channel activity
Source: RefSeq, a predicted model, not a curated record